This is a messenger RNA of Alternaria burnsii, 4917 nucleotides long. Its product is annotated as acetyl-synthetase-like protein. The transcript has 9 exons. The record is from RefSeq and is a predicted model, not a curated record. Gene Ontology annotation, biological process: fatty acid metabolic process. NCBI's taxonomy places the organism in Eukaryota, Fungi, Ascomycota, Dothideomycetes, Pleosporales, Pleosporaceae. Gene Ontology annotation, molecular function: medium-chain fatty acid-CoA ligase activity. The coding region runs from base 1 to 4917 and encodes 1638 amino acids.
AUGUUCAACAUCUCGAACUUGGUGCAGAAGGCCCAGCAGUACAUCGAACCCACGCUCAAUACCAUAGCCGCUCCCGCAUCGACAGACCGCCGACCCUCAAAAGCCACUCUCUUCCGCUACCAGUUCCGACUCCCCGACUCUCAGAAUCCCCUCCAGGAGAUCACCGCUGAGCUCACGCUCCAACCCCACCAUUCCACGAGGGGCCCCGGCGACGUCACAUCUGAGAAGGAGCGCAGCCAGGGAAACCACUAUGUGGGCAAGCUGCACCUUAGCGAGCAGUAUCUCUGCUUCUCUACACAGGGCUCGAGCUUUGCCAAUACCGCGAGCCUGAGCUCUUCCAGCAGCUUCACGGGGCAGACUCAUGGGGCGGGACCUGCGGGCAACGGUUUCACAUUACCACUAUGCGGCAUACGACGGGUAGAAAGACUGCAUAGCCAGAGCUACAUGUUCGCACUCGCCAUCACGACGUGGAACGGCAUACCAGACUCAAAGUCGCAGGCGCCUGCUGGCCAGAAGCUUACGAUUCAACUCGCGGGGUCGCGACAGGCAUGCGAGCGCUUCUGCGAUGCUUUGAAGAAGGGGCUGCGGGAGGGAGUCAAGGAGGUGGAUAACCUGCGCAAGGUUGUGGGGCAAUGCUACUCCGAGUACCUUCUCACCGACGCCGAGGAGAAGAAGGCCGGAGAGGAUGGCAAGCAAGCGCGAGAGCAUCCAGAUACCGGCCUAGGCAUGAUCUUCAAGUACCCAGGCAACGCGCGAAAACUCAGGGACGCGACAAAGAUACGGUUGUGGCGCGAAUAUCUCAGAGACAACGGCCGAAGCGCGACCCUCAUCCGACAACCCACUUUCCACAAGCUCAUCCGUGUCGGUCUGCCGAAUCGAUUGCGAGGCGAGAUGUGGGAGCUCACAUCCGGUGCCUUCUUCUUGCGCCUACAGAACCCAAAUCUCUAUACCGAGACGCUACAAAAGUUCUCCGGGCGGGAGUCGUUAGCCAUCGACGAGAUUGAAAAGGAUCUCAACAGAAGUCUGCCAGAAUACCCGGGCUUCCAGAGCGAAGAGGGUAUUGGUCGGCUCCGACGAGUGUUGACGGCAUACAGCUGGACAAAUGAGGAGGUUGGUUAUUGCCAGGCGAUGAAUAUCGUGGUCGCAGCAUUGCUCAUUUACAUGUCCGAAUCGCAGGCCUUUUUCCUCCUUUCCGUGCUGUGUGACCGUCUCCUGCCCGGCUACUAUUCGCAAACCAUGUACGGCACCUUGCUGGACCAGAAGGUCUUCGAAUCACUGGUUGAGAAGACUAUGCCUAUACUAUGGGACCAUCUGGUUAAAUCAGACGUACAGCUGUCCGUUGUCUCAUUACCCUGGUUUCUUUCGCUCUAUAUCAACUCUAUGCCUCUAAUCUUUGCUUUCCGCGUUCUUGAUGUUUUCUUCCUCGAAGGUCCAAAAGUUCUCUUCCAAAUCGGCCUGGCCAUCCUGCGCAUCAAUGGCGAGGAGCUGCUCGAUGCUGCAGACGAUGGCUCCUUCAUCUCAGUCUUGAAGUCGUACUUCUCAAGACUCGAUGAGUCCGCCCACCCCAAGUCAGAGAACCCUAAACUGCGAGCUGUGACUCGCUUCCAAGAGCUCAUGGUAGUAGCGUUCAAGGAGUUUGCUGGCAUUACCCAGAACACCAUCUCUGAACAGCGAGCAAAGCACAAGGAUGCCGUGCUUGAGAACAUCGAAAGUUUUGCUAAGCGCACGUCGAUCCGUAAUCUCGGUCCCGAUAGCAAGAAGCUGAGUGUGAAUGACCUCGGGUUCUUGUACGACAAGUUCUAUGCCGUGCUGUACGAACGACAACAAAGAGCAGAGAUCAUGCAACAAGAGGCCGAUCGCAAGGCAAAGGCGAGUAGGAUGAAGGCGACAGAGGUUGUGACUGGUAUAUCUGGAAGCGCGGAGAAGGGCCGUGUGGCACUCGGUCCUAGCCCUACACAAAUGGAUUACGAUGCCUUUAGGGAGUUCCUCGCUGGUAUCGCGAAGUGGGCAAUUACUGAUUCGCCAAGCUCUCCACCGGAAAGUAGUGGUACCCAGUCUCCUCACUCGUACUUUGGAAACAGCUUGAGGAAACGACCACCAAUGUCCCCAUGGGGAUCAGGACCAGAGCCAGCAGAUCAUGAGUUUAUGCGACGCUUGUUUCGACGCUGGGAUGUAGACAUGACCGACUCGUUAUCGCUGCAGAACGUUGUCACUGGGUUUGCGCAUGUCAAGGGUACCAAAGACAUCAUGUCCAACAUCAGCUAUUUCUUCGAACUCUACGAUGACGAUGGCGACGGCAGGGUAGAUCGGGAGGGCAUCUUGAGAAUCUCAGAAGCCUUGCUGUUUUUGUCAAGGCGAGGCGUCCACGACCCGACUCCAAACGCGUCUUCAUUGGACAUAAGUUCUACGGCAGGAUCGGAACGUGUCGGUCGAGACGAACAGUUCUUGAGUAGCGUCUCCGCCUUCAUUCGGCAUUGCUUCGAAUAUGCCGAUCCUGAUCAUCCAUCGAACCAGACGAAUAAAGCCGUCGAACAGGUUCAAGAAGAGGUCGAUAACUUUGCAAUUGGCGAUGAUGACGAAGAGGAUGACUUGAUCGAUUUCGGCUCUGAGCCAGCAACACCAAAAGCCAAGGCGACGACGUUCGAGAAGUCAGAACAAAACCCACUCUCACCAACACCAUCGAAUCACACUACCGAGUCAGACGUUGCAGAGCGCAAUGACAAGGCCAAGUCGGCAAACCUUGCAUUGGAUCCGAACAAGCCUCUACAUAUAACCUUGCCUACUUUCCGCAUGGUCAUCCUUGCAGACGACGCCUUACUGAACUUCUUCGAAGUAGGGUUUUCAUCAUCUUUCCGCCUGGCCGACGAAACACUCUCGUCAGGUUCCAGUUUCCAUAACCUCACCACUUUUGCGAAUGCUGGAAAACAGGGCGGUGGUGGUGGCGGAUUGGGUGGCGUUGUUGGCGGCGCCGGGGCUGGCGUUGUGCCACCCGGAAAGGGCCUGCGAGGCAUGCUCGACAACAUCGUCAACGACGGCAUGCGUGUCGCGACUGAGGUCAGAAGAAGAUACGAUGAAGCACAGAAGGAGCUGGACAAGGAGGCACGGCAUGGACGCGAGGAUGAAGAAGACGAAGAGGAGGUUGAUGCGAAAGAUUUAGAUCUGUUAGAAGGUGCAGAGACGGCAGAUGUGGGUGCGUCAAAAGGAGAAGCACCACAAGAACUCUUGUCACCUACAAGUACUGGGGAGGAGAUUAAGACGGCCAGAAACCGGUCGGCUAGUGAUGCGAGUAGACGGCCGCCAUUGCUGGGGAAGACUGUGCCGCAGCACUUUGCGGGGGUUGUGAGACAACAUGGCGACCGUGACGCAGUAAUAUCACAUCACCAGCGCAUACGCUUGACCUACGACGCGCUUGAUCGCGACUCGAACAAGCUUGCAAGAGGACUGCAGAAGCUUGGUGUGAAGAGGGGAGACCGAGUACCACUGAAUCCCUCGUUCAACGCGCCCCAAGUCCUUAACGCUAUCAACCAUCUCGACGCCGCACAUCUCAUCAUCGGAGCCGAAACGAACCUCCCUCGCAAAGAACCACGAUCCAACAUCUCACUCCUCACGCACUUGAUCCCCAACCUGGCCGGCUCGAGCCUCGAAUCCGAACUUGUUCCGUCGCUUAAGAAUGUCGUGCUAGUAAACAACGCGCAAGGGAGAGUGGAUCUGAACGAGUACAGGAGUUUAAAGAGGUACGAGCACGUCAUCGAAGAUGGUGGCCAGGACAACGCGUUUGAAGACCAAGGGUUACAUCCAGACGACAUUGUAAACAUUCAGUUUACGUCUGGGACGACGAGCAUGCCAAAAGCUGCGUGUUUGAGUCACAAGAGUAUCUUGAACAAUGGCAAUAACAUCGGUGACAGGAUGCUGCUGACACCAGACGACGUCGUGUGCUGUCCGCCUCCAUUAUUCCAUUGCUUUGGAUGCAUUCUCGGGUACAUGGCUACAGCUACGCACGGCAGCGCUAUCGUAUUUCCAACCGAAGCCUUCAACGCCCUCGCCACACUCGAAGCCGUUCGCGAAUACAAAUGCACAGCCCUUUACGGGGUACCCACCAUGUUUGUAGCCGAGCUUGAGCUGCUGGCUCACGGUGCCGUGCCUAAAGAUGGCUUCCAGUAUCUCAGGACCGGCAUCGCAGCUGGCUCUGCGAUUCCUUCCGAACUCAUGCGCAAGCUACACAAAAAUCUGAACUUGACCGAGCUAACAAUUUGUUACGGCAUGACCGAGACUUCUCCCGUAUCAGCUAUGACUACCACGGAUGAUCCUAUCGAGAAGCGUAUUGAUAGUGUUGGUCGCCUCCUCCCGCACGUUCGUGCCAAGGUCGUUAAUCCGUCAGACUGGUCGCAAACCCUCAACGUAGGUCAGCGCGGCGAACUCGCCGUAUCAGGCUACCUUGUAAUGAAAGGAUACUGGGGCGACACAGCACGCACAGAAGAAGUUCUGCAGCCAGAUGAAGACGGCAGGUUGUGGAUGCACACUGGUGACGAGGCAUCCAUGGACGAAGAAGGCUAUAUCAAAAUUACUGGCAGGAUAAAAGACUUGAUCAUCAAAGGAGGCGAGAACAUUCAUCCUCUGGAGGUAGAGAAUUGUCUCUUUGCUCAUCCCGCUAUUAGUGAGGUUAGCGUUGUAGGCCUGCCGGACGAACGUUAUGGCGAGAUCGUUGCAGCGUUUGUAGUCAGACAUGGGGGCGAUGAAGGGAACGUGACUGCAGAUGAAGUGAGAAGUUGGGUCCGGGAGAAGUUGAGCCAUCACCUAGUGCCGAAGUAUGUAUUCUGGGUGGACAACUAUCCCAAGACCGCCAGUGGAAAGAUACAAAAGUUCAAAUUAAAAGAGCAAGGUAUCGCAUUGCUACAGGAAGGGAAAGGAUUGGUCUGA